Carya illinoinensis is the source of this 942-nucleotide messenger RNA. RefSeq lists its product as uncharacterized. The transcript has 4 exons. The record is from RefSeq and is a predicted model, not a curated record. Bases 1 to 942 code for a protein of 313 amino acids. Lineage: Eukaryota; Viridiplantae; Streptophyta; Magnoliopsida; Fagales; Juglandaceae.
AUGCCACAGGAUUCCUCUACAAGAGCCUGCCAUGAUAAUGUCCAUGAACUCGGCCCCAGCUCUGUGCGGCAGGCUUGUUCUGAAAGGGAGAUAAAGCCUGUUAAAUCUGGCAAAGUGAAGUACAUUUCUUUGGAUGAAGUGAUUAUGCUGUCAGCAGCAGCCUCUAAAAAAGGAGCUUCUGCUCGGUCUAAUUCUGACUCUAAACCUGGUUCAUUAUCUUCCAUGAAACCAUUGAGGAAUUCUCUAGCUGGAUCCAGAGCUGCUGCUUCAAAGUCCUCUGCUUCAAUGGUAAAAUCAAAUCGUAGUCUUGGACCUUCAGAUCCUGUGAAGCAUCCUAGGCAUGGUGGUGGUGUGAGUUCAAUGGUUGAUCAACAAGUGCCUCAAACUUCGAAAAAAUUAAAAGAUGGUAACUUCCGAGAUGUUGAUGAAUGUAAAAUCUCUGAUGUUGAUGAAACAGACUUACUUAAUGUCGUACUUAAGUUCAGGCUUUAUCAUUACAACCUCCCUGCUGUGGAUGCUACUUGGAAGGGAGGCUUUCAUUUAAGUGCAACGUGUAAAUUUUAUGGUGGGUUCCAAGCUCAACCUUCAUGCAUCAUCAAUCGUAAAGCUUUUGAUUUUUCAAAAGGAAUGCCUUCAGUCCUUCAAGUUGAGUUUGUUCCUCGGAGCCAAAUAUGGGCAAAUCUAUUCCAUGACAAUUAUCCUGAUGUUAGUGACAUCGCUCUAUAUUUUUUCACUGCUGAUAAUAUUGAGAGUUCCAAAGAGGACAUGAACUGCCUGUUUGAGCUGAUGGAUGUCCACAAGUCAAUGAUGAAAAGCCAUGUUGAUGGUGCGGAGUUGCUGAUAUUUAUAUCAAAAGAUCUGUAUUUGCCUUCACAGAGUGAGUUCUCUCUCUGCAGUUGCCUACACUUUUACAUUGUAGCUUCAGCUUUUCCCUAUGGGUGA